GGUCAAUCCAUCGCUUUCCUCGGACCGAAGCCCGCCACCUCCAGCGCAUCAUGAAUGUCGUCACCAUGACCGCCAUCCGUCCUCACCGCACUGCCGUCGCUCAGGCGGCGCUUCUUGCCAACGCCACCAUCACCGUCAGCAUCACCAUCGGCCAUACGUGCGUCUGCCGGGCCAGCGUGGCCCUCCUGCUGCUCCUCCUGUUUGCGCAUCCUCUUGCGCUUCCUGCGGUCCUUGCGCAUCAGCUCCUGCUCCAUGUUCUGCUCGUGCCAUACGUAGGCAAUGUCGUCAGAUGAUAUCCUGAGGCAAUCGAUGUAUGUUCAGGGAAUGGAGAGCACAGGGGUGUGUGUCUGUGUCUGUGUCUGUGGCGAGAUGGGCGUUGGGUGGUGUGACUGACUGACCUUUUGCGCAGCUCGGCGAUGAAGGUGCCUCCGGGUGUCCUCUUUCGCUUGCCGUCCGCCGUCUGCGUGCCCCCGGCCGCCUCGAUGCGCUGAGCCAUCACCACAACCAAGCAAGCGAAAGAGAGCAUACGACACGUACCCUAAUGUGUGUGGCACCUGCACACCCCUCCCACCUACUACCUGCGUCUCUUGAAGCACCUCGAGGCACAGCUGGACGCCCAGGCGGCUCACCAUCCGCUCAAACAGGGGGAUGUUGGCCUCCCUCAGCUCGUGCACCAGUUGUACGAGGGUCUCGAUGUCGGUCUUGUCGCUCAGCAGCCGGAGCGACGACGUCACGCGGGACUCAACCACCUCGUAUGACAAAUCUUGAGGCUGUCGGUCUCGAGCGUCAUGGUCUCUUCGGCUGGAUGGAUGCCGCCUUGGUGGCGGUGCGGGUCUGUUGCCGCCUCCCCUGCGCGUCUUGUCCUGCCGCUGGCCCCGGCUCGGCGGGUGGCGGCUCUGCAUGGCGGCAGCGCCAUCAUUGGCCGCCUGCGGGGUGCCGUCCUGCCGAUUUGCUGUGCUGUGACGCUGAUCUGGCUGCAGCCCGCUUCUUUGCUCCUUCCCUUCGCUUGGAGGGUCGGCAAUGUCCUUAUAGGACACCGGCUCCUGCAUCAUGAUCUAGCAG
Vitrella brassicaformis is the source of this 1062-nucleotide messenger RNA. The record is from the annotation of a GenBank genome assembly. Lineage: Eukaryota; Vitrellaceae.